Aureobasidium subglaciale EXF-2481 is the source of this 1994-nucleotide messenger RNA. RefSeq lists its product as uncharacterized. Gene Ontology annotation, molecular function: zinc ion binding; DNA-binding transcription factor activity, RNA polymerase II-specific. The record is from RefSeq and is a predicted model, not a curated record. NCBI's taxonomy places the organism in Eukaryota, Fungi, Ascomycota, Dothideomycetes, Dothideales, Saccotheciaceae. The transcript is spliced from 2 exons. Gene Ontology annotation, biological process: regulation of DNA-templated transcription. The coding region runs from base 53 to 1783 and encodes 576 amino acids.
UCCUUGGGUCGAAGUUGCAACUUUUCGAUAAUCAUGCCAAUCAGACCUAAGGAUGGAGCUCAAGGCCAAACGGCAACGUGCAGUUGGGAUCAAGUAUAGUAAGAAUGGGUGCCGGACAUGUCGGAUUCGAAGAGUGAAGUGUGAUGAGACUAGACCUGAUUGCAAUUCCUGCACGUCCACUGGUCGUACUUGCGAUGGAUACAAAGAUGAUCCCUCCAGGAAACGUGGAAGUGCUUUACAACGACCGCUCCUUCCAGCUCCGACUUCGCCCUUUGCAUUGACUGCCGUUUCACGACAACCCUCAACUAUCAUUUUUAGGAGGACGCAAGAGGAUCACUUUUCGUUCCGAUUCUUCACGGAACAUGUCGUUCCUGGAUGGAAACUUCUAUCCCCGAAUCACGAAUGGAUCGACCUCUCCCUUCAGCUUGCCGCGAUUGAGCCUUGCAUCUACUUUGCCAUUGCUGCUUGUGGCAGCGUCGUUUGUGCACGUCUUGAGAAGCCUUACCAUUGUUACUUCACGCCGCCCUCGCCAGUCAAGAUGAAAAGAAAUUUGAGCCAGUAUUGUCAAGCCACGUCUGCUCUGCAGAAGUACAUCGAUCGAGCCGUGCGUGGCAAGGAAGCUAUUGAGGUGGUGCUGAUUGCUUGUCUCAUGUUUGUUGCGUAUGAGACUUGCCAAGAUGAGAACGCAUUGGCGAUCCAGCAUCUCAAGAUGGGCAAGAGAGCUAUCGAGGACUGUAGGGGUGCAAAGUUGAGAUUCUCCACCAAGAAGGUGGAAAGUGACAUCGUUGAUGCUUUUGACUGGAUGGGAGCGCAGUCUGUCGAACACGGAAUUCAAAGACUGAGUUGUAAGGGAAACAGCGGCAUGGGGUCUGAUCUGUCGGUGUACGACUCUUUGGAAAGAGCUAAGCGGGCGCUCGAGGAUCUUGCUGCUAUUACUUCGAGUUGGAGGACCGAUUUGCUUGCAUCGGCUGCAGAGUAUCUCAUGACAACAGUCGGCUGCUCUGAUCAACGAUCCGCGAUCACAGAGUGUAUCAAGCAUUGCGUCUGUCGCUCCAUGCCACUGUCAACAAGCCACCCUCUGCUGCUGCAACAGACUCGGCUCCUCGAGGCACACGAAGCCUGGCUACAGGGGUUAACAGAGUUCGAACAGACCACACCAGACCGCCGGCCACUGAUUCACAUGCAGAUCCAACAUUUCUACUCCUUUUUCAUCCUCUGCACCGCCAGGUACACGCAAUCAAGCCAGUAUAAUCACUUCAACGAUCAAGCAUCUGCUGUACUUGAUCUUGUGGAAGAGUUCAUCACUACUACCUCGGCCUAUACCGCCAAAGCUGGGCCAACAUUACCCGCACUCAGCAAGGAUGCGCUAUACCCAUACACACCUCUACCACAAGAACCAGAGCAAUGUUUCGCCCUUGAGUACGCCAUUUUACCCACCUUACUUGCGAUUUGCUUCAAGAUACAGCACUCUGCAAUGAGGCACCGAGCACUACAACUUCUACGCGUGGCAAACCGUCGGGAAGCCGGGCAAUGGAGCGGAGAGUUGUAUCAUUAUGCCGAUGCCAUCAUCGCAUUAGAGCAAUCGAAGGCCGGAGCUGAUGUUUUUCAAGACGCCGGUCUACUGGAGGUGGUCAUUGAAGACGCUGGUUUUUUGCAAGUCAGCCUGGUGUGCGGAAGAUUCAGCCAUGAGACGGAUGGCAGCUUGGAAGUUUUGGAGUACAUGGGAGCUGGCUUGCCUCCUUUGCGGCUGCAGCUUGCUGGCAGAAGUGUCUUCUUUUUCUGACCCUUGCUCUCCCACUGUCACGACGGAAAGCGAUUUUGGUCAUUUGGAUGCUCAAUCGCUUUCAUGCGAGACCUUCAUCUAGUGAGAGUGACCUGGUAGCGAUUUUUUCCGGAUGUGUUAUCUCAACUCAGAAUCCAUGCGAAUUUCAAUACAACAUAUCUGAUAUGCACUGACUGGAGAAGGGAAGAACAUAAUCAAGCUCCAGCCACAU